Scedosporium apiospermum is the source of this 2358-nucleotide messenger RNA. Its product is annotated as Aconitate hydratase, mitochondrial. Gene Ontology annotation, molecular function: 4 iron, 4 sulfur cluster binding; aconitate hydratase activity. The transcript has 4 exons. The record is from RefSeq and is a predicted model, not a curated record. Lineage: Eukaryota; Fungi; Ascomycota; Sordariomycetes; Microascales; Microascaceae. Gene Ontology annotation, cellular component: mitochondrion; cytosol. The coding region runs from base 1 to 2358 and encodes 785 amino acids. Gene Ontology annotation, biological process: tricarboxylic acid cycle.
AUGCCACUGACAAGGCACGUCUUCUCGGCCGCCCAGAGGGCGGCCGUCCCGACGCUGGGAUCCGGCGUCCGCCGAAUGGCUACCAUUUCCUCCAAUCCUCUGGACAGGAAGGUUCGGCAAAACAAUUGGGAAGAGGGAAACUUUAUCAACUACAAGAAGAUGUCGGAAAAUCUGGCGAUCGUCCGGAGCAGGCUCAAUCGCCCUCUCACCUAUGCUGAGAAGAUUCUCUACUCUCAUCUUGACGAUCCUCAUGGCCAGGAUAUCGAGCGUGGAGUAUCUUACCUGAAGCUGCGACCGGAUCGUGUAGCUUGCCAGGAUGCGACCGCCCAGAUGGCCAUUCUCCAAUUCAUGUCCGCCGGCAUGCCCUCGGUCGCCAACCCGGUGACGGUGCACUGUGAUCAUUUGAUUGAAGCCCAGGUCGGUGGUGAGAAGGACUUGGCUCGUGCUAAGAGCAUCAACAAGGAGGUCUACGACUUCCUCGCGUCGGCAUGCGCUAAAUACAACAUCGGAUUUUGGAAGCCAGGCUCCGGUAUUAUUCACCAGAUCCUGCUCGAGAACUACGCCUUCCCCGGAGGUCUCUUGAUCGGCACUGACUCUCACACUCCUAAUGGCGGUGGCCUCGGAAUGUGUACUAUUGGUGUCGGUGGUGCUGAUGCCGUCGAUGUUAUGGCAAACCUCCCUUGGGAGUUGAAAGCACCCAAGGUCAUUGGUGUUAAGCUGACUGGCGAAAUGUCUGGAUGGACGUCGCCAAAGGACAUCAUCCUCAAGGUCGCCGGCAUCCUCACCGUAAAGGGUGGAACUGGUGCGAUUGUCGAGUACCAUGGACCCGGUGUCGCUGGCAUUUCUGCCACGGGUAUGGGAACCAUUUGCAACAUGGGUGCUGAGAUUGGUGCCACGACAUCCGUAUUCCCCUUCAACGACCGUAUGUACGAUUACCUUGCUGCGACGAAGAGGAAGGAGAUCGGCGACUUCGCCCGUGUAUAUGCCAAGGAACUUCGGGAAGACGAGGGCGCGGAGUACGAUCAGUUCCUCGAGAUCAACUUGUCCGAAUUGGAGCCCCAUAUCAACGGUCCUUUCACUCCUGACCUUGCCACCCCGAUCUCCAAGUUCAGUCAGGCCGUGAAGGAGAACGGCUGGCCCAGCGAACUUAAGGUCGGUCUUAUUGGAUCAUGCACCAACUCGUCAUACGAAGACAUGUCCCGAGCCGCCUCCAUCGCUCGUGACGCGUUGAACCACGGUUUGAAGGCGAAGGCGCUCUUCACUGUCACCCCAGGCUCCGAACAAAUCCGGGCUACUAUUGAGCGAGACGGCCAGUUGCAGACCUUUGAGGAAUUUGGCGGAGUUGUCCUCGCCAACGCUUGCGGCCCUUGCAUCGGUCAAUGGGACCGUAAGGACGUCAAGAAGGGAGAGGCAAACUCCAUCGUCUCUUCGUAUAACCGCAACUUCACCGGCCGCAAUGACGGAAACCCAGCUACCCACUCAUUUGUCACCUCUCCCGAUCUGGUAGUGGCCCUGACCAUUGCCGGGUCUCUGCACUUCAACCCCCUAACGGAUAAGCUCAAGGACAAGGACGGCAACGAGUUCAUGUUGAGUCCUCCCACUGGUGAUGGUCUGCCCACCCGGGGCUACGACCCUGGCCAGGAUACCUACCAGGCCCCACCCAAGGAUAGGGCGUCUGUCCAAGUCCAAGUCGCCCCUACCUCAGACCGACUACAAAUCCUCUCUCCCUUCGCUCCCUGGGACGGCAAGGAUGCCCUCGACAUUCCUAUCCUAAUCAAGGCACAGGGCAAGACGACCACUGACCACAUUUCCAUGGCCGGUCCCUGGUUGAAGUACCGAGGUCACCUGGACAACAUCUCCAACAACAUGCUUAUCGGUGCCAUCAACGAGGAAAACGGCGAGGCGAAUAAGAUUAAGAACUUCACCACUGGCGAGUAUGAUGCCGUCCCCGCCGUCGCUAGGGACUAUAAGAAGAAGGGCAUCAAGUGGGUUGUUAUCGGCGACUGGAACUACGGUGAAGGCAGCUCUCGCGAGCACGCCGCACUUGAACCCCGCCACCUCGGUGGUCUAGCCAUCGUCACCAGGAGUUUCGCCCGUAUCCAUGAGACCAACUUGAAGAAGCAGGGCAUGCUCCCUCUCACUUUCUCGGACCCUGCCGAUUAUGACAAGAUUAGGCCCGAUGAUAAGGUCGAUAUCCUGUGUACCGAGCUUGCCGUCGGAAAGCCUUUGACGAUGCGCGUGCACCCCAAGAACGGGGCUUCCUUCGAUGUCGAGCUACAGCAUACUUAUAAUGAGGCACAGAUCGAGUGGUUCAAGAACGGAAGUGCGCUAAACACCAUGGCCAAGAACAACAAAUAA